Zootermopsis nevadensis is the source of this 1090-nucleotide messenger RNA. The record is from RefSeq and is a predicted model, not a curated record. NCBI's taxonomy places the organism in Eukaryota, Metazoa, Arthropoda, Insecta, Blattodea, Termopsidae.
AAAAUUUCUGUUUGAAGAUGCGUCAGAUGAUGCUGCAAAUGGAUCAGUGGACCAUGAAGAAAAGAAUGCUGAAACCAGUUUAGUCCAUUAUCCAGAUAAUCUGAAUCUGAAGGAUAUUUUUUAUUAUAUUCUUGCACCUACUUUGUGCUACGAAUUGAACUUUCCUAGAACGAACAGGAUUCGUAAGAGGUUUUUAGUGAAACGAAUGGUAGAAGUGGUGGUUGGAUUUCAAGUGAUGAUGUGCCUAUUUCAACAGUGGAUUAUUCCAUCAGUAAAAAACUCACUCAUACCUUUCUCGAACAUGGAUGUAGCAAAAGCAACAGAGAGACUACUGAAACUUGCCAUACCAAACCAUUUAGUUUGGUUAAUCUUCUUCUAUUUGAUGUUUCACUCAUUUCUAAACUUGAUUGGUGAGAUGUUGCAUUUUGCUGAUCGAAAUUUCUACUGUGAUUGGUGGAAUGCCAAUAAUAUUGAUACAUUUUGGAGAUCAUGGAACAUGCCUGUUCACCGUUGGGCGUUAAGACAUUUAUAUAUACCGCUGGUUGAAAUGGGUUAUUCCAGGACCGCAGCAGGUGUAGCUGUUUUCUUUGUUAGUGCAUUCUUUCACGAGUACCUCGUCAGUGUGCCCCUCAGAACCUUCAAAACAUGGGCAUUCAUGGGAAUGAUGGGGCAGGUAAGUUGUUCUUUUAAUGUACGUGUGUAGUAUAAUUACUAGAGAUGUGUGUCCAGUAAAAGUGCUAUGUUUUCUGUUCACUGAAGAAAAUGUGUCCAUAUACACAGGUACCAACACGAACGUAAAAAAGCUUGAACAUUCUGCUGAAGGUUAAUAGGUGAGAGGGGGGGUUAUACUACCCUUUCAAAAAUUUGGGGUCCUGGCAUGCAAACAAAUCAGACAUUUUUGUAAUUUUUGUUAAUGUGAAUAUCAUUUUUAGUUUUGCUAAUUUUACGUACAUCGGUGGAUUAUUAGUUUAACUGUCAUCAGUUCCGCGCUGUACGUAUUGAAACGUGUUUUUCAUCUGGCACCAUAUUUUGAGCGUAGAAAGUGUAGGCCUGACUGACACCUCAACACUCGUAAGGUCAGACUUUCAGA